AUCAUGUCCAGCAUCUCCCUUCUGCGACUGAGCGAGGAGCGUAAAGCCUGGCGAAAGGAUCACCCCUUUGGAUUCACCGCUCGUCCGGUUCGAAAUCCGGACUCGACCUACAAUCUCACCGAGUGGGAAUGUGCCAUUCCCGGCAAGAAAGGUGGUCUCUGGGAGGGCGGCAUCUACAAGCUGAAGAUGUUCUUCAAGGAGGACUACCCCUCGGCGCCGCCCAAGUGCCGCUUCGAGCCGCCGCUCUUCCACCCGAACAUCUUCCCCUCGGGCUCGGUCUGUCUGUCGAUCCUGGACGAGGAGAAGGACUGGCGUCCCUCCAUCAGCAUCAAGCAGAUUCUCCUGGGCAUUCAGGAGCUGCUCGACAAUCCGAACAUCAAGGAUCCGGCGCAGGCGGACGCCUACACCUGCUACAACAACAACCGCAAGGAGUACGAGAUGAAGGUGCGCGCACAGGCCAAGGCGAUGGCCAUGCAGCUGUAA
Rhagoletis zephyria (snowberry fruit fly) is the source of this 483-nucleotide messenger RNA. Lineage: Eukaryota; Metazoa; Arthropoda; Insecta; Diptera; Tephritidae. The record is from RefSeq and is a predicted model, not a curated record.